AUGCAGAGAGUACAUAGUCCGAACGGGAUGAUUGAUUGGGAAUGGGCGGAUUCUGUGCCGUUUAUGGGCUGGUGCCGGCCCACAUUCUUCUAUCUGCUCGUUCGGGAAAUGGUCGUACCAAGGGACCAGGGCGCGAUCGAUCGACUCGGUGAUCACCGGUAUCCCACCAUUCUUGUUAGGCGGGGUGCUUUUCUUGCCUUUGCCUUUCAAUCCCUAGUACACUUCUGGGAACAGCGCGCAGAGUCUCGAGACGACCCCGCCGGAUGUGUACCCUUGCGCCGCUGUGGCUGCCCCGGCACAAAUUCACGUCGGGAAGCGCGCAAUGAUCUCCAGGAGGGUAGGCGGCCAGACAAUCUCGGGGAGGAACGAUGUCAUGAUGGACAGGGCCCUCUGAUCAUCAACAUCUGGGACCCGGCCAUUGAUUGGGUGGCGGGAGGACUGCAGCUUCCAGCGCAGGAACAGGGCUUCGGCAUCACCGGAUCGCUAGAGGGGUGA
Molecule: messenger RNA, 495 nt
Organism: Penicillium riverlandense
Lineage: Eukaryota; Fungi; Ascomycota; Eurotiomycetes; Eurotiales; Aspergillaceae
Exons: 2
Coding region: 1-495 (164 amino acids)
Source: RefSeq, a predicted model, not a curated record